Messenger RNA from Microthlaspi erraticum, 807 nucleotides. The record is from the annotation of a GenBank genome assembly. NCBI's taxonomy places the organism in Eukaryota, Viridiplantae, Streptophyta, Magnoliopsida, Brassicales, Brassicaceae.
AUGAUGAUGAUGAUGAUGAUGCAGCAGCAACAACAACAGCAGCAGCAGCAGAAAUCGAUGCGUCCGACGAAUCAAUUGGAGCUACAAUUCGCUUACCAAGACGCUUGGCGUGUCUGUCAUCCGGAUGUCAAACGACCUUUCGCUUCUCUCGAAGACGCUUGUGAAAGAUUGUUGCCUUAUCACGUCGCAGCGGAUUACGAAGCAGAAGAAGACGACAGGAUCCUCGAAUCGGACACGACAGGCGAGACAAUACCCCGGUGUCAGCAAUGGGACAACAACAUUGCAGCCAAGGUUGCGGAGUACAUGGCUACGUUUGAGAAACAAGCUGAAACAUUCAACAAGAUAACUCAGAAGAGAAGAAAUGGAGAGUUAAGAGGUGAGGAAAGGUUGAUGAUUGAGCAGGCUUUGAUGCAAGACGAAAGGCAAGCAUGUUUUGAGGUGAAGUCGGAGUUGGAUAGAGAGGUUAAGGCUCAGCAGGAGGCAAGGUUUAGAAUGACGGCUUUUGCGGCGGCUCAAGGAGGACAAGUGAAGGCAGAGUCGCACCAGUCUCAUCUGGCUUGUAACCCGUUGAGAGCUAAUGCGAUUGGGAACCAUGGAGAACAGAGACGUAACAUGAACCCUGAUGAGAUGAUGAUGAUGAUGAUGCAUGGAUGGGGUAAUCACAACAACAACAACAAUCUCAAUGGACAGAGAGAGGAGAAGGAGCCAUUAGAAGAUUUCUUGAAUGAUGAAGAGCAUGAGAAUGGAGAAACUGGUCAACGUGAGAGCUGGCGAGGCAAUGGGGAAUUUGAUUUGAAUACUCGGUAA